Molecule: messenger RNA, 2267 nt
Organism: Vitis riparia (riverbank grape)
Lineage: Eukaryota; Viridiplantae; Streptophyta; Magnoliopsida; Vitales; Vitaceae
Product: U-box domain-containing protein 19-like
Exons: 1
Coding region: 34-2073 (679 amino acids)
Biological process (GO): protein ubiquitination
Cellular component (GO): cytoplasm; nucleus
Molecular function (GO): protein binding; ATP binding; ubiquitin-protein transferase activity
Source: RefSeq, a predicted model, not a curated record
AGAGCUCCUGUGUUUUUUCCUAUUUCUUCUUCAAUGUUUCAAAGUUUUAACCGGUCCAACCGCCGUAUUCUCAGUUUUCCGGCGGUUCACCCCUGCGAAAGCAUUUCUCCAGUGACCCUUUUAGGCUCUCUCGUCGCUCUCUCCACCAGCAUACUGAAUUACCAAUCAAAAUUCUUCCCAACCCAGAAGCGAAAUGCGCGGGAAACACUUCGCCAAGUCGGAAUUCUGUCAAUCUUUUUCGAAGAAAUCCAGGACCGCCGGUCGGUUCUGCCGGACUCCGUUGUCCUCUGCUUUUCCGAGCUCCAUCUCGCUUUCCAGAAAAUCCAGUUCCUGUUGGAAGACUGCAGUCGAGAGGGAGCUCGGCUUUGGAUUCUGAUGAAGUCUCAAUUCGUUGCGACUCAGUUCCGGGUCUUGAUUCGGGCGUUUGCGACGGCUCUUGAGGUUUUGCCAUUGAAUUGCAUUGAUGUGACGAGUGAAGUGAAGGAGUUGGUUGAACUGGUGGCCAAGCAAGCCAGGAAGGCGAGAUUUGACCUCGACGCUAACGACGAAUGCGCUGCCAAGGAUGUUAUAUGGAUUUUGAAUCAAUUCGAGAAGAUAAUUGAGCCGGAUAUGAGUGUUGUGAAGAGGGUUCUUGAUCACCUUGAGAUUCGAAGCUGGAGUGAAUGUAACAAGGAGAUAAGAUUUAUGGAGGAACUGAGCUUGGAAUGUGAUGAAAGAGAGGUUACAUUAUUGAAAAGUUUAAUGGGGUUGAUGAGCUACUGCAGAGGAGUGAUGUUCGAAGAAAUAGAGUCUAGCGGCACUGAUCAAACGGAGGGGAGGUGCAGCGUGGAGAUGCUUAGUUGCUUGAAUCCUGAAGAUUUUCGAUGCCCCAUUUCUCUCGAGCUAAUGACUGAUCCAGUGACGGUAUCUACGGGCCAGACUUAUGAUCGGUCCUCGAUUCAGAAAUGGCUCAGAGCUGGGAACAUCAUCUGUCCCAAAACAGGUGAGAAGCUGAUCAACAAAGAAUUGGUGCCUAAUUCUGCUCUCCGAAAGCUUAUCCAACAAUUCUGUGAAGAUCAUGGCGUUUCACUAGCAAAAACAGAAACCCAGAAUAGUAACACAGAAAGGACCAUUUCCGUAAACAGUCCAGCAGCCGCAGAAGCUACAAGAUUUCUUUCAAAAUUUCUUGCCAGAAGACUAGUAUCUGGAACAGGCGAACAGAAAAACAAGGCUGCUUACGAGAUUCGUUUGCUUGCAAAAUCAAGUGUCUUCAAUAGGUGUUGCUUGAUCGAGGCCGGCACUGUCCCACCUCUCUUGAAUCUCCUCUCUUCCACAGACCCACCCACGCAGGAGAACGCCAUUGCAGCUUUACUGAAGCUCUCCAAGCAUGUCAAAGGCAAGAAAGUGAUCAUGGACAGUGGAGGACUGAAGUUGAUACUUAAAGUUCUCAAGGCGGGACCCAGGUUAGAGUCCCGGCAGAUAGCAGCUGCGACUCUGUUUUAUCUAGCUUCAGUGGACAAGUACCGAGCAUUGAUCGGAGAAACACCGGAGGCAAUCCCAUCUCUAGUUGAACUGAUAAAAACUGGAACAACUAUUGGGAAAAUGCAUGCAGUUGUCGCAAUAUUUGGACUGCUCCUAUGCCGGGAGAAUUGCCCCAGAGUGCUCGCAGCUGGAACCGUUCCAUUGCUGGUGCAUCUUUUAGCUUCUUCAGUGAAGGAAGAUCUGGCAACAGACUCAUUAGCAGCUCUGGCAAAACUUUCAGAGCAUAUAGACGGAUCACUGGCGAUCCUAAAGGCCUCGGGCUUACCUCUAAUUACAAGAAUUCUGCAAUCUUCUCCAUCCCGAACAGGAAAAGAGUACUGUGUUUCAAUUUUGCUGUCUCUUUGCACCAAUGGCAGCAUAGAAGUGACUGUUGAUUUAGCAAAAGACCCAACACUAAUGACUUCCCUAUACUCCCUUGUGACUGAAGGCACCUCACAUGGCAGCAAGAAGGCCUGCUCGCUCCUCAAAAUCAUACAUAAAUUUCGGGAAACAGACUCUUCUGGUUUGAGGAGUUCACGAGUUCCACAAGAAAGGUUCCUUCGCGUCCGGUAGCCACACUGCCACACAUUAUUUUCUAACAUCUCCCCAUGUAAAUAGAUACAUACCGGUGUGCUCAAACUCGUCUUUCCAAUUUAUUUUUGCAGAUUGAAGUAAACUGUAUUAGCUCAGUUUUUUGAAGAGCUAUAGGUGCUUAUCCCCUGUUUUUGUGGCAAUGAAACAAAGCUUGAUGAUUUUUUUCCUUCAAA